AUGUUUGGCAUCCAAAAUAUAAAGAAUGGAAUUAAACCUGGCCAUUUUCUAGGCUGUCGUAAUGUCUUAUUGUUUCUUGGGCAAAAAACUUUUCGCAAAGAACUAUCAACUAGCUCAAUUUUCAAAGGCCCAAACUUUGCAUUUCGCGCAUUAAGACCUGUUUUUCCGAGAACAAGAUUUGGAGUUUCUAAAAGACAUGAAAUAAUUGAAGCAGCAGCUACUACUACUACUAAUAAUCAUUCACUACCAGUCGAAAACAAAAAAAUAAGGUUUAAGCUAUUAAUUGUGAUGGGAGUUUCAAUAGUUGGUGGAGUAAUUCUCUUGAUUUUUGACUAUAGAAGUAGCGAAGCUGAAGCGAAAAAACAUGAAAUUAAAGAAUUAAUAUCGUGUGGACCGACGGGUGGCCCGAAAAAUUUGCCUAUUGCACAACAUUUAACUGACGAACUGGACUUUGAGGUUAAUAAACCACGACUAUUGAUAUUAGGAUCUGGUUGGGGGGCUGUGUCGAUUUUGAAAGAACUUGAAAAAGAUCAAUAUUAUGUAACAGUAAUCUCUCCAGAGUUUACUCCUCUCUUACCCUCAUCUUGCGUAGGAACACUUGAAUCUAGAUCCUUAUUGGAACCUAUUCGCAGUAUAUUAAAAAGAGUUCGUGGACAUUUUAUAGAGUCAAAGGCCGUAGAUAUAGAUUUUGAGAAUAGAUUAGUAGAAGUCAAACGAAGCGAUGAACCUGAUAAACGUUUCUAUGUUCCAUAUGAUAAGCUUGUUAUCGCUGUUGGAUCACAAUCAAUGACUCAUGGGAUUGAAGGAAUAGAAUAUUGUCACUUUCUAAAAACUAUCAAUGAUGCUCGAAGACUUCGGAGAACUAUUAUGAAUAAUUUUGAAAAAGCGUCUUUGCCAAGUACACCACCAGAAGAGAGAAAGAGACUUUUGAGUUUUGUUGUAUGUGGUGUUGAAUUUGCUGGCGAACUAUAUGAUUUUCUGACGGAGGAUCUUGUUAGCUAUUUCCCCGUAGUUCUCCGAAAAGAAGUAAAGGUUACAAUUAUUCAGAGCCAGGAUCAUAUACUGAACAGUUAUGACGCGAAAAUAAGUGUGUUUGUCGAAAGCAAAUUCAGCCGUGACAACAUUAAUGUAAUCACAAAUGCUCGAGUUUCCAAAAUAAAAGAUAAUUGUAUUGUAUACACAGACAAAAGGACUGGGGAAGAAAAAGAGCUUCCUUAUGGAUUAACAUUGUGGUCAACUGGGAUCGCGAUGAAUCCGUUGACAAGAACUAUAUCAGAAAAACUUGACGAACAAAAAAAUACGCGUGCACUUAUUACCGACAAUCGAUUGCGUUUAAAAGGUGUUCCAGACUCUACAGUCUAUGCACUUGGUGAUUGUGCAACUAUUGAGAAUCCAGGUUUAGUUAAACAAUUGGUGCAACUUUUCAUUGAUGCCGACAAGGAUAAUAGUGGAUAUUUAGAUUAUAAAGAAUUUAGCGCGUUGGCCAGCAAGAUUUCCGCUCGUUAUCCAAUUACGUCUAGUCAUUUAAAAAAAGCUAACGAGCUCUUUAAGAAGUACGAUAAAGACAAAAGCGGUGGUCUUGAUUUUGAAGAAUUAAGGGAGAUGCUUCAAGAUAUUGAUAAAAAAUUAACUUCGCUACCAGCUACUGCACAAGUAGCGCAUCAACAAGGAAAAUAUCUAGGCAGAAAAUUAAACAAAUUGGCACUUGCUGAAAAAACAAAAAUAAUUCCUGCAGAUAAUGCGGAUAUAGACCGUGAAAAUCCUUCGCCUGAUUUAGAUGACGUGUUGCCACCUUUCCAUUACGCUCAUCUGGGGUCAUUAGCAUACAUUGGUAAUGCUGCAGUGGCAGAUUUUGGUAUGGGUUGGACUUGGAUGGGCGGCUGGACUGCUGUUUAUUUGUGGAGAAGUGUUUACUUUAGUGAGCAAGUUUCUUUUCGUACUCGAGCUUUACUUGCUUUGGAUUGGACAAAGCGAUACAUUUUUGGAAGAGAUAUAUCAAAGUUUUGA
This is a messenger RNA of Ambispora gerdemannii, 2007 nucleotides long. The record is from the annotation of a GenBank genome assembly. NCBI's taxonomy places the organism in Eukaryota, Fungi, Glomeromycota, Glomeromycetes, Archaeosporales, Ambisporaceae.